AUGUAAAAUAAUCCAUAUCCUACAUCUGAACUCAGCAUAGAAGGACAAGCAUUCAAAUUUUACAAUCUGGUUGAAUUAUUCGGUGAUAAAGUAACAAGAUUGCCAUACUCAAUAAGAAUAUUGUUGGAGUAAGCAGUCAGGAAUUGUGAUGGAUUCAAUGUCAAAAAGGAGGAUGUCGAAAGAAUAUUGAAUUGGGAAGAAACAUCAAAAAAAGACACAGAAGUAGCCUUCAAACCUGCAAGAGUCAUAUUAUAAGAUUUUACAGGUAUCAAUGAUAAUUUAUAUACAACUUUUAGGUGUUCCCUUGGUUGUUGACUUGGCAGCCAUGAGAUCAUAGGCUCAAGCCAUGGGUAAAGAUCCACAAUUAAUAAAUCCUCUAUGUCCAGUAGAUUUAGUGAUCGAUCAUUCUGUACAGGUGGAUUUUCAUGGAAAUUAAAAUGCUAGAGAAUAAAAUGAAUAGACAGAAUUUGAGAGAAAUCUAGAGAGAUUUAGAUUCUUAAAAUGGGGAAGCUCAGCUUUCAAGAAUUUUGAAAUAGUACCACCAGGAAGUGGAAUUGUACAUUAAGUGAAUUUGGAAUACUUAGCAAGAGUGGUCUUUGAGAAGGAUAGUCUCUUGUAUCCAGACUCAGUAGUGGGAACAGACUCUCAUACAACUAUGAUUAAUGGAUUGGGAGUCUUAGGUUGGGGAGUAGGUGGAAUAGAAGCUGAAGCAAACAUGUUAGGUGAAUGCACAAGCAUGGUACUUCCAUAAGUAGUAGGAUUUAAACUGACUGGAUAAUUGAGUGCUCAUAUUUCAGCAACAGAUUUGGUAUUGACAUGCACUGAGAUGUUGAGAAAGAAAAAAGGUAUAUCAAAUUGAAAUAUAAUAAAGUUGUGGGAAAAUUCGUUGAGUUUUAUGGUCCAGGAGUAUCAACUUUGUCUUUGGCUGACAGAGCAACUGUCUCAAAUAUGGCCCCAGAGUAUGGAGCCACUAUGGGUUUCUUCCCAGUUGAUAAUAAAACUAUCGAUUACUUGAAACAAACAGGAAGAAGUGAAGAGAAAUGCAACUUAAUCACCUAAUAUUUGAAGGCAGCCCAUCUAUUUUAUGAGGAAAGUCAAACAACUUUUAGUGACACUUUAGAAUUAGAUUUAUCAACUAUUCAACCUUGUGUUGCUGGACCAAAGAGACCAUAAGAUAGAGUUAAUCUAAGUUAAUUGAAAUAGGAGUUUACUUAAGGCUUAACAGCCCCAGUUUCCUUUAAGGGAUUCAAUGUUAAAGCUGCUUAAGAUGUUGAGUUUUAAUAUCAAGGGUAGAAAUACAGUUUGAAUCACGGAUCUGUUGUCAUCGCAGCUAUCACAUCAUGUACAAACACUUCAAAUCCAGGAGUCAUGUUGGCUGCUGGUUUAGUGGCUAAGAAGGCUGUCUAAGCUGGAUUAGCAAUAAGACCAUACAUUAAGACAUCAUUAAGUCCUGGAUCUUAAUGCGUUACACAAUAUUAUAAAGCAGCAGGAUUGGAUGUGUUUUUGGAUUAAUUAGGUUUCCAUAAUACAGGAUAUGGUUGUAUGACUUGUAUCGGUAACAGUGGACCAAUCGAUCAAGCUGUGAGUGAAACUGUUUCUAAUAAUGAUUUGGUUGUAGCUGCAGUUCUCUCAGGAAACAGAAACUUUGAAGGGAGAGUGCAUCCAAUCACAAGAGCUAACUAUUUGGCAUCUCCUCCUUUGGUUGUUGCAUUUGCAUUGGCAGGAAGAAUGGAUAUCGAUUUUGAGAGUGAACCCAUCGGAGUUGUGAAUGGUUAAAGUGUAUUUUUGAAAGACAUUUGGCCAACUAGAGAUGAAAUCAAAUAAUUGGAAGAUUAAGUUGUUUAACCAUAAAUGUUCAUUCAAACUUAUUAAUAAAUAAAGUAGGGAACCAAAAAUUGGAAUGAAUUAUAAGUACCAAAGGAUUAACUUUAUUAAUGGGAUCAAUAAUCCACUUAUAUUCAUCAUCCACCAUACUUCCAAGGAUUAAGUUUAGAAUUGCCAGUCAUUAACCCAGUCACUAAUGCUUAUUGUUUGGCUGUAUUUGGAGAUUCCAUUACAACCGAUCACAUUAGUCCAGCUGGUAACAUUUCUGCUAAUAGUCCUGCUGGUAGAUAUCUUAAAGAAAGAGGAGUUGCAUAGAAGGACUUCAAUACAUAUGGUGCAAGAAGAGGAAAUGAUGAAAUUAUGGUCAGAGGGACAUUUGCUAAUGUUAGAAUCAAGAACAAAAUGUUGUAAGGAAAGGAAUGUCCUAAUACAAUUUAUGUGCCAACAGGUGAAGUUGUGGCUAUUUAUGAUGCAGCUGAAAAGUAUCUGCAUUCAAAUCAAUAAACUAUUGUCAUUGGAGGUGCUGAAUAUGGAUCUGGAUCAUCUAGAGAUUGGGCAGCCAAAGGACCUUAUCUUCAAGGAGUCAAGGCUGUCAUUGCUAUUUCUUAUGAAAGAAUCCAUAGAAGCAAUCUUGCUGGAAUGGGAGUCUUACCUCUCGAAUUCACAAAUGGAUAAACUGCUGAAUCUUUGGGAUUGACAGGACACGAACUCUUUACAUUAAAUGUCAAUAAGGACAAUAUUAAAGUAUUUUAUUAUUCUAUUCUAGGUUAAUCAAAUCGUUGAGGUCGUCGUUAAGAAAUCAGAUGACACUACAUUCAAUUUUAACACUCUCUUGAGAUUAGAUACUGAUGUAGAGAUAGAGUAUUAUAAGCAUGGAGGAAUCCUAUAAUAUGUGUUAAGAAAAAUAUUGAAAUGAGUGUAUGGUAUC
Molecule: messenger RNA, 2752 nt
Organism: Paramecium octaurelia
Lineage: Eukaryota; Ciliophora; Oligohymenophorea; Peniculida; Parameciidae
Source: the annotation of a GenBank genome assembly